Molecule: messenger RNA, 3123 nt
Organism: Neohortaea acidophila
Lineage: Eukaryota; Fungi; Ascomycota; Dothideomycetes; Mycosphaerellales; Teratosphaeriaceae
Product: putative exocyst complex component Sec5
Exons: 2
Coding region: 1-3123 (1040 amino acids)
Biological process (GO): exocytosis; Golgi to plasma membrane transport
Cellular component (GO): exocyst
Source: RefSeq, a predicted model, not a curated record
AUGCCCGUCUCUGCCGAUCGAGAACGACAGCUGCUUAACAAGUACAAGAUCCCCUCCUUGUAUCCCGAGAAAUGGCCCACUCGCGCAGACGACUCCUCGGAUGACGAUGACGAGGCUACGGCCAGCAAUGGCCUCUCCCCUAUACCAUACAACUCCAAACUCUCCGUGAACUCGCGAUCGAGCUACUCGAAAUACCGCAACAUCGACCGUCAUGCCUCCGUCCGAUCGGCCACCCGCGAUUCCGAGAGUCUGGUUCGCAAUGACGAGCCCGACGCGCUCGGAAUGGCCCCCAGCGUGGCCUCCGAGUUGAAGCGAAGAGGUCUUCCCAUCGACGAGAACCUCAAGCUCCGCAACCGCUUCAUGCUGAGCUCCACCACCUUCAACCCCGCCUCCUUCCUCGCCACGGUCCAUCAAAACGCCAGCACCGAAGACCUCCUACGUGGCCUUGAUCACCUCAGCCAGAGCAUCGAGCAGAAAUCCGCUUCCCUCAAAGUCCUUGUCGAGUCGAAUUUCGAAAAGUUCGUCAAGGCAAAGGCUACCAUUGACAAUGUCUAUACCGAGAUGCGCACCCAGGGUGUGGAGGCGGGAGCAGCGGACCAACAAAGGGCGGAAAACCGGCUCAGUUUGCAUACUCGACAGACAAGUAAGAACCAGUCGCACUUCCGCUCGUCUAGUGGCCGCAUCGUAAGUGGGUCGCGGAAGUCCGUCGUUAUUCCGGAAAAGAAGAAGAAUGCCCUCACCAAAGAGUCGGAGUAUGGUGUGCAAGGCAUCAAGACUCCGUUGCUGGAGAUUGCAAUCAAGGCGGAGGAGGUGUGGGGUCCAACUCUAGGAGGACGCGAGAAGGAGGAAAGCCUACGGGAGGUGCUGUCCACCAUUGAUCAGCAUCGCGACAUCUUCACCCUUAGUGGUGAGCUGGCGGAGAGCAUACGAAAGCGAGACUACGAUGGCAUUGUUUACGCGCACAAGCAGGCCAAUCGACACGCCAACUUUGCGAGGAACAUGGCCGACAUUGCCAAAGCCAAUGGAGGGCAGUUGAGUGACGAAGAUGCUCAAGUCAUUAUCGUGACGGCAAAAAUGUGGAAUGAUGUCGAUCCUCAGAUCAACGCUUGCAAAAUCGACGCGCUCAAGAGACUCCGCGAAUCUCAUGGCCGCAGGCCAGCUGCAGUACCAGAGGAGACGGACAAAGAGGAGCAUAUGGAACUCAUUGGACUUCUUUUGCAGCUCGGCGUUGAUGACAACCCCAUCUGGCAGUGGCUGAACAGUCGCUUUCUCUAUCUCAAAGACAAAAUUGCCCGCUCAUUCGAGCGGUCGAGGAUCGAAUUGGAGAUUAUGCGGCGAAAGCUUGCCAACAGUUCCCGGACGGAUGUGCAAGGACUUGCACAAUACCUGCGCUCUGUCGCCAAUCCGGACUCGUUCAGAUUUGCCAAAGAGUCGGGCAGGGACCUCGACUCACCUCCAAUCAUUGCUUUUUGGGAGAAAGUCCACUUCUCCAUGACCGCGCUGCUCUCGCUGCAGAACGGGGUUGUCGGGGAAGUGAUUGAGUAUUGGGAGACGACGCAGUCUUUCAUUGACAACAAGGCGCAAAAGGCAUUCUCGAGUGCAGUCGUUGCAGCUGGUCAAGAGCAUCUCGAACUCGAACCCGAUGAUGUUCAAAACCUGCGCUCUGGAGCGGUGGAGCUUGUGAACCUCAUCCGCGACAAUGUGCUGAGCUUCUUCUCUGAUCCGCCCGUGGACGAUCUGAGUGAUCUCUACUCGCCCAUUCCGCCGACGCCCAAGUCCCCCGAUGUUAGUAUGGCGCUGAGUCCGAACCUGAAAAAGACGUUCACGUUUGAUAUCAUGAACGCCCCACCUCCAUCUCCGCAGCGAGGGGAUGCAUGGGAGAAGUUUGCUUUCUGGGCACCCCAGUCGAAUUGCAUCAGCGGCUCCCUCUACCUCGGUCGGGUCUUGAUGAUCAUCGGCGUGGGUGCCAGCGAGUUGUCCGCUCUAAGCGUCAUCAAGCAGACUCGCGGCGGCGAGAGUCUGAAGACGCUCGUCGGCACUGUGCGUGAGCGUUGCAUUCAAGCAGUAUGCGCCGCCUGGACCACCGACUCGGACAGAUGUAGGAUUCUGGAGUCCUGGACUCGGCAAUCGGACCGCCGCGAUCUCACCACCGUUGCCCCAUCUAUUGCCGCGUUCGAGGAGAAUGUGCUGCAGCAUGCACAGAAGAUUGCGUACAUCACCGACGCUAUGAGCGCGCGUGGGAGUGCGGAGGUCAUUGUGCCGCCCUCGGCGAAGAUGCUGCAGUCGCUUCGCGGGACGUUCGUUUCCAGUUUGCACAAGGUUUUCUCGGGCAUGGUGGAUAACGCGGAGCAAGGUGAUGUGAGUGGCGUUGGGAACGACAUCCGCAUGCUCCUCACGCUCUCCAAUCUCUCGCACCUCAAAGCCGAAAUCGUGCCGCAUCUCGUCUCGCAAUUCGAGACAAACUUCUCCGUCAAGCUCAGCGACGAGACCAAAACCAUCCGCGAUGUCCUCGGCCAACUCGACACCCGCCUCUUCCAAGCCUACAUCAAACCUACCGUCGACUACCUCCAGCAAACCAUCGCCACCGGCAUCUCCACUCCAUCCUGGGAACCGGCAGCCACGGCUCGCCCCACCGAUGCAAAACCCUACAUCUAUGCCGUCCUGCUUAAACUCGUGCUCAUCCACAGCGACGUGAGCUCCACCACCCCAACUCUCACCAAUCAAAUCCUCUCGCAUCUGCUAGAGCAAGCAAGUCUCUUCCUCAUCCAAGCCUUCAAAGCCCGCUGCCAACCCUCUCCCUCUUCCUCGGCAAAAUAUUCCCUCCCAGCCCUCAUGCAAGCGACGCUCGACGUCGAGUUCCUCGCCCAGACGCUCAACAACUACACCACCGACAAAGCGAGCGAGACGCAAAGCCAAAUCUACCUCGCGCUCGACGAGCGCACGGAUAAUGAGUCCCGCGCGAAGCUGCAGGGCGAGUUGCCUGCUAUGCGUGCGAUUUUGAAGAAGCUGCGCGAGGGGACGAAGGGGGAGUUUGGGUGUUUUAAGAAGGAGAGGAGGGGGCGGAGUGAGAGGGCUGCUACGGGGACUGGAAGGGGGGCGAGGGCUGCGCCUGCUGCUGCUUAG